Molecule: messenger RNA, 1488 nt
Organism: Recurvomyces mirabilis
Lineage: Eukaryota; Fungi; Ascomycota; Dothideomycetes; Mycosphaerellales; Teratosphaeriaceae
Exons: 2
Coding region: 1-1488 (495 amino acids)
Source: RefSeq, a predicted model, not a curated record
AUGGCGACCGACCUCAGUACGCAAGAUAAGAAGAAGAACCGAAUCAGCAACCUAUUCGGCAGCAAGAAGAGUUAUGAAGGCAUGGGAGGACGGCCAGACGUCGUCUCACCUACUGGACAUGGGCACAGCGCCGAUUCAGCCUAUGCUUCGAGCGACCCAUCGACUCAUCGACCAUCGCCGGACAACCAGUAUGUUAAGACUGUGCCGAUUGAGAACACUGGCAAGAUCAGCGGCGUGUCUCGCGACAGACAUCUUGGCCUGAAUGAGAGCACGGGAGAAGUACUCGACACAGACACUGGAGAGGUAGUCACUACUGUCACGACCACAACUACUACAACCACCACAACCGUCCACAAAGGCAAAGGUACCGACAAGAAAGAAACUAUGGUACAGGUCGAGACACGGCCUGGAGAGCACAACACCUCAGCGCAAAUAGCAGAGGCGCCAGGUGAUGGGCCGAGCAACAGGCUGCACCCAUCAGCCACCGAGCCACCGCGCCGCACUACACCAGCACCUAUUGAAACGCAACAACCGCACCAUCAAAGCAUAGAUGUAGGAUCGCCGACCUCGCCCAUGCGGAAUCCGAAUCGCAACAGUGGGCCGUAUGGUGAGCCUCCUUCUCCCUAUGGCAAGCACAACUUUAGCUACCCAUCAAGAUCAGACCUGAAAGGAACCGCAGCGACAGGUGAAGAGAAUGGCUACCAGCAUCACGAUUACAGCGCCCAACCGCAGAACAACUACCCGCAAUCGAGACCGAGUCAGCCGAGCGCUAUCGAGAGUUUGAAGGCUGCUGCUAUCGGUCUGCAUGGUGUCGGGGAAACUCUCCGAUCUACGCUGAACAAUGAAGUGGAUAGCCGCUUCCCACGCUCCAAUGCUGAGAAAGCCUCUUUUGCCAAUGCAAAGAACCGCGCGGAGAUGGAGAGAGGUCAAAGAGAAAUGGCACGCCUACGAGAAGUCAACGGUCUCCGACCGACAGUGUCACAGCAAUCGCCACCUAUCCAGCAGAAUCAAAUUGGUUCAGGCGCAAUACCAGUCCAGAGACCCACGGAUGCUCUCCCACCACCACAGCAGAAUGCGGACGCACCCCGACUCCACGCACCCGGAACAUGGGGUAGUGGCCGUGUGAACGACGUCCGCAAACCGGGUCCCAACGUCAGUGUCAGCCCUGUGAACCCAGAUGUCGUCCAUCCAGCUCAUCGACCCCAGCAGCAAGGCGAAGGUCUAGGUGGCGCACCACAGUUGCCACCUCUAGAACACACAGUCACACCCGGCGACCGCUAUCCAUCCAUGGACGGCCGAAGACCAGAACCCAAUGUUCAGCAGCGAUUUGGGGCCGAGAGGCCGCCGGUGCCUGUAGAGCCGGAUAGGAAUCCGAUGCAGAAUGUGCAGGCAGUGUCGCAUGUGCAAGGACAUCCGGGCAUGGAGCAGGAGGAGGAGAAGAAGGGCGGGUUUCGGAAAUUGUUCCGGCGGAAGGAGGUACCUGGUUAA